This is a messenger RNA of Daldinia vernicosa, 1229 nucleotides long. RefSeq lists its product as uncharacterized. Lineage: Eukaryota; Fungi; Ascomycota; Sordariomycetes; Xylariales; Hypoxylaceae. The transcript is spliced from 2 exons. The coding region runs from base 668 to 913 and encodes 81 amino acids. The record is from RefSeq and is a predicted model, not a curated record.
AGUGCGGCAACUACAACAACCCUCGAGCGGUCUGUCUCUACAGACACUCGUUUCUCUGUAUCAACUCAAGACGGAGCACUUUUCAAAUGAUCUCAACCAGUUCAAUUAUACGAAGUGGCACUAGUGAAGCCUCGUUCGACUAAAUAAAUUAGGUAGCUUUAUCUCUUCCUAAGUUCAUCCUCACCACAUCCCAAACCAAUGUUUUAGUCGCUCAGGGGGACGAAGAAAACUUGACAAAAAGAAGCCAAAGAUCUCCAAAGAACUUGAACGCAAGUAUUACUAAUCUGAAUCCAAUAGAAAUCACCUCCUAUUGAUCCUAUAUUUCUACCGAUAUACUCGAAGACCGAAAGCUCAACCGUACGUUCAUAUUUUAAUGGCGGUAUGAGAAACGAAUACUUAGAUAAAGCAAUAUAUAUGAUCGCCAUCGUUCCCUCAUCCUGAGCCUUUUAGGAACCAAUAUCUUGGAUACAAGAGUAACAGAAGCGCUUCUUUCACAAAAUUGAGCCGCUGCUAUGUUGCUCUUCAUCCCUCUACCGCUUCACGUUAGGCUAACCCAGAUUAAAACGCACUAUAUAACUUCAAGAAGAGAAGCUCGUAGCAUAUUAUCAGCUACAAAGCUUAGCCUUUGGGACUUCACGAGUAUUCACAACUAUUUUCACUUUUGUCUAUGUCUUGUUUACUGCCUCCCCUUUUAUGGAUAACAUGCCAACUAGCCGGGAAAUACUGCUAUAUUAACGGCUCUAUACAUAAUUCUCCUGAAUUAGAUAUGGACCUUGCUAUGAAUCUACGAUCACUAGUCACACAUGUGGCUAUCAGUAUGAGCACACGAGCAAGGGUUGCCUAUGCACUUUUGUCCUCGACACCUUGGUGGUCCACGAACCUAGCGGUCAGUCCUGACCUCAGCUCUUAUUGAAUAGGGGGCGUCCGCUAAGGACGUUGCGCCAUAUAUCACGGGCUCUGUGCACUUGUUUACCGGCCUGGUAAGCCACCAGAAUCCCGUAACUUUCUCUUGCCUAUUUGUUAAAAUCGGGCUUGGAUUGAGGUUAACUGAGCGUGGGUAAUCGUUAUCUUGAAGUCAGCUAUUGCGGGGCAAGUGACAUGAGUGGUAUGCGAAUGAAGGAUUUUAUCAGGGCUCUAUUUAGUAGAGUUAUUACCCCUCCCCAAACACGAUAAGGUGUAUAACUGUUAUAUGUAUUAUAGCACCUAACCCACUAUAACCCUACUAUAAC